Molecule: messenger RNA, 912 nt
Organism: Trypanosoma cruzi
Lineage: Eukaryota; Euglenozoa; Kinetoplastea; Trypanosomatida; Trypanosomatidae
Exons: 1
Coding region: 1-912 (303 amino acids)
Source: RefSeq, a predicted model, not a curated record
AUGACCUCUGUCACGGCCGCGUUGCUGCGUCAGCAGGAUGACGAAUGUAGCACUGCCGUACUCCACCUGCUUUGCGACAAUGAUGCCUUUAAACGACUGGCAGCCAGUGAGGGGGAGGCGAUUCUUCGCCGCGACAAGGAGGACGAGGAGAAAUUGGCGGUUGGCAUUGGCAUUGCGAAGGCCAAAGGAAUUUUGUCGGGGAACCCAGAUGUUGGCAGUGUCACACGGAUCUCCGUAGCCGGUAUGACGGCGCAACAGGUGACGGAAGAGAUCAUGAAAUACCUGCCAAGCAAGAAGGGGAAUGCUAUUGUUAUGCAGGGACUCUCAGGCACGGGAAAAGGGACGACCGUGAAUAAGCUGCAGAAACUGUUGCCACGAUGUGUCACAUGGAGUAAUGGCAACGUUUUCCGCAGCUACACCUACUUGAGCCUCGAGGCCUUGAAAGGGGAACCCAUACGUACGGAACUGCUCACGCCCGAGCUGCUCGCUGCGGUGGAGAAGCAGGUGACAUUUGAGCAGGUGGAAAACGGCGGGUUUGACAUUGUGCUCAAGGGAAGCAUACGUGUGGCUGAUAUACAGAACACACUACUAAAGAGACCCGAGAUUGAACAUGCGGUGCCUACUGUGGCACAACAAACUCAAGGCGAGGUCAUUCGCUUUGCAACCAUGGCCGUCGGAAAGCUUAAGGACGCCGGCUACAAUGUCAUCUUGGAAGGUCGUGCGCAAACCCUAAAUCACAUCCCCACGCCAUUCCGCUUUGAACUUGUGAUUGACAAUAUCACACUGCUUGGCGAACGCCGUGCUGCCCAGCGCGUCAUGGCGAAAGCUUUUUCAGAUAUCAAAAAUCAUCUUGAUGGUGCCACAAACAAAAUGGUAGAGGAAGCCAUUUUUAGGGCAUUAUCGGAGCUUUAG